AUGAAGUAUCAGCAGCAAAAUGAAUGGUCUAGGACAAGUUUAGACACGCGGAGAGGACAAACUAUCCACCAAAAAUCCCAGGAAAGCAUAGAACCGAGAGUGGAAUCGGAGAAUUAUACACCAGAGAGCCUUAUUACGGGCAGUCAUGCAGGCCCAGUUCUCACAGUCAGGUCGGUCGGGGACAAAAAGCCACGAACGGGACGCGACGCAUUCCUUGGGGAACCUGAAGGAAUCCCUCUCAACCUCGAUAAGCUAGGUCCUGUUGAUCACAUCUUUCUUCUCGACCAUCUUAUCGGCAUAGUCUGCGAGAGGUUUCAAGAGCGUUAUGGGCAGAGUCUUGCAAGCCUGCGAGGGCUAGGUGGAAUGCCCGAAACUUCAAGCAAUUCCGGUGUAUACAUGCAUAUUCUUUGGAGACAGAAUGACCCUGAGCGAGUCUGGCUAUACGUUGGACAGGCUUCCAAGCUUCUGGAGCGUAUAGCAUGCCAUAAUGAUCCAUGGUAUCGUCGAACUCGUCCGAGUCUUCACUAUCAUGUCUGGGGCGCGUAUGAGGACAUCAGGUCAACGUUUGUGACUCUAAUAUCGCGUGAUUCGAUUACAUGUGAGGCAGAUCGGUGCCUACUGAAUAUCCAGGAGAUGUGGAUGGCUUGUCUGUUCCAGACGCUCACGCCCAAACAUUUGGAUGAAUACCUUCCUCCGACUGCUAGGAAGCUAUGGUCUGGUCGGCAUCUAAAUGUUGUGCCUCCAAUAUGGCAGGGGUUUACUGGAGAUAAUCACGUUUCUGCCGAAGCCGCUGGGGGUAGGCAGACUUUUAGUGAUUUGAUUCUGUCCCCGGAUCCAGCAAUACGUGAAUGGGCAAGAGAUAUGAGGGAUACCUUCAAUGAGCUUCGGAACUCGCCGGAUCCUCUUCUGCGUGAGUACUACUACCUUAAUAUGUUCCGCAACAGAAAACUGGCAGAAGAAGCCAUCGUGAAACGAAAAUUAAACAAUGUCCAAAAAUAUCUCUCAAUGGGGGUAUGGAGAACAAUUACUGGCUCAGAUAGUUCACAGGGGGCGCACCUCAUAACUUGCAGCAAUUUCAUUUUCACAGUUUCCCGGCAUUUGCAGCUUGGGGUCCAUGUCGGUGAUAGGGUCCAGAUGCAAUUUUAUCUUACUGAGACACCUAAUCCUAGGGCAUACGCCAGGGGUGCACUGCUAACAGAUCCUGCGAGCCGGUUAGCAGUGUCUAUAAAGGGUCGGGGCUCAAGGGGGGAUUUUCAUGUCUGGUUGAGCAACAGGGCAGAACUGGUUGUCAUGAAGAUGAACUCGCUGGUAGAUGCUUUGGAGGGCUUCACUUUGAACGAGUCAAAGACUUUCAGACGACGGUGGUAUGUAAAGAGGGAGCCAGGGUCUUCAGAGAGAACUGUGAUUUAUACAUAGAUGAUGUAUUUCUGUUGGUCAUAAGGAACGAACGCCAGAGGGGGGGGGGGUUGUUUGGUGUCAUGCCUGAUAAGAAACACGUGGUGCUUAUAUCAAAUUUUAAGUACGAGCCUGGAGCUUGGUAUGGAUCUCUGAUGCACCCAGAUAAAUCCCCCGUAGGUUGUAAAAGCAUAGCAGGCCUGUUCCAUCGGAGAGCAUUUGAAAUAUA
Messenger RNA from Aspergillus steynii IBT 23096, 1624 nucleotides. RefSeq lists its product as uncharacterized. Lineage: Eukaryota; Fungi; Ascomycota; Eurotiomycetes; Eurotiales; Aspergillaceae. The record is from RefSeq and is a predicted model, not a curated record. The coding region runs from base 1 to 1416 and encodes 471 amino acids. The transcript is spliced from 2 exons.